This is a messenger RNA of Pistacia vera, 1424 nucleotides long. Its product is annotated as TMV resistance protein N-like. Bases 456 to 1424 code for a protein of 322 amino acids. The transcript is spliced from 2 exons. Gene Ontology annotation, molecular function: ADP binding. The record is from RefSeq and is a predicted model, not a curated record. Gene Ontology annotation, biological process: defense response; signal transduction. Lineage: Eukaryota; Viridiplantae; Streptophyta; Magnoliopsida; Sapindales; Anacardiaceae.
UUGCUUCUUGAGUUGCUGCUGCUUCAUUUUUUAUGGCUUCUUCUUCUUCCACGGCUGUUGAAGUGAGGAAGCAUGAUGUUUUCCUCAGUUUCUGUGGUGAGGAUACCCGGACCACUUUUACCAGCACUUUACAUGGAGUUUUGGAGGAAGCAAGUAUAAAUGUUUUCAUUGAUGAUGAACUUAACAGAGGAGAGGAGAUUUCGUCAUCUCUUAUGAGUGCAAUUAAAGAAUCAAUGAUUUCAGUUAUUAUUUUCUCGAAAGGUUAUGCAUCUUCAAGAUGGUGUCCUGAAGAACUUGUGAAGAUCAUGGAGUGCAAGAAAACACAAAAACAGGUGGUAAUACCAGUUUUCUAACGCAUAGAUCCAUCAGAUGUAAGGAAUCAAACUGGAGUUUUUGGAGAUGGAUUUGCCAAGCUUGUAAGAAGUUUUGAUGAGGACAAGUUAGAGAAGCUACAAAUGAUAGAAGAACAAUUUAAAGACAAGAUUCAGACAUGGAGGAAUGCUUUGACAGACGCAGCCAACCUGUCUGGCAGGACAUCAAAUAAGAGAUCGCCUGAUUAUAAUCUUGCAAAGAAAGUUAUCAAAGAUAUUUUGAAGAUCUUAAAUUUCAUGUCCCCGAGUAGUAAUGACAAGAAAUUAGUUGGAGUAGAAUUAUUCAUUCAAAAAAUUGAAUCUUUACUGAAAUUUGGUGGGCGAAAUGUUCACAUUGUAGGAAUUUGGGGAAUGCGUGGUAUAGGCAAGAUAACUCUUGCAAAGAGUAUGUUCGACAAAAUAAGCAAUCAGUUUGAAGGUUCAUACUUUGCUAGAAAUAUUAGGGAAGAAUCAACGGGUCCUUAUGGACUAACUCGAAUGCAGCAAGAACUUCUUUCUAGAAUAUUAAAGCAUCCUAUCGGCUUCACAAAAGGAAGGCUUGGUCGUAAACAAGUUCUCAUUGUUUUGGAUGAUGUGACUACUUUAGAACAAGUAGAAUCUUUAAUUGAAAUUGGUUGCUUGGGUCCAGGAAGUCGAAUCAUUAUAACAGCAACAGAUAAACAAGUGCUUAGAAAUUGUGGAGUGGAUGACAUCAAUAUAUACAGGAUGAAGGGGCUACCUAAAAAUGAAGCUCUUCAACUUUUUAGUUGGUAUGCUUUUCGGCAAAAUCGUCCCAACAUAGAUUAUGAUGACUUGUCAAAUAGGGUAGUAAAAUAUACUAGAGGUGUUCCACUAGCUCUUAAAGUGUUAGGUUGUUGCUUACUUGGCAAGUCAAAACAAGUUUGGGAAAGUGCAUUACAAGAAUUUGAAAUAAUUCCUCAUGUGGAUAUUCACAAGGUACUAAAAAUAAGUUAUGAGGACCUAAAUGAUAAGGGGCAGAAUAUAUUUCUAGAUAUUGCAUGUUUCCUUAAAUGGGAGAAUAAAGAUUUUGUGGUAGACUUUUUGAAUGCAUAA